AUGUGAGCUUUUUAAGCCUUUAUUGAGUAAUAUCCUCCAUUUUUCUCGAAUGCUGUCUAUUCUGACAAGCAUGAAUCUAUAUAUGAGCUUUUUUAGCCUUUAUAUUUGGUAAUAUCCGCCAUUUUUCUUGAAUGCCAUCUAUUUUGAGCAUGGCAAAGAACCAUGAGUUUAUAUUUAUUUGUGUUUUAGCUUUGAUAUUAGAUAAUAUCCUCCAUUUUUCUUGAAUGCCGCCAUUAAUCUGUAUUUGUAUGAGUGUUUUUCGCCUUUAUAUUUGGUAAUGUCCUCCAUUUUUCUUGAAUGCCGUCUAUUGUGAGCACGGCAAAGAAGCAUGAAUCCAUAUUUAUGAGUGUUUUUAACUAUUAUACUUGGUAAUGUCAUAUAUUUUCUUUGAAUGUCCCACAUUUUGUGGCACCUUGUCCUCCUUUGUAGUAAGGACAUUUGUUUAUCCUGAUCAUAUUAGCUCUCAAAAUCUUGGCAGACUAAAAUAUACAUCAUUUCUCACGAUUUAAUAAGAGAAAUUGAUAUCGAUUAUCCAGAAUAUGAGGAAGAAGGCAUUUAUUUGACUAAGAAUGGGUGCUUUUGUUUUACUUUAGUGGUACAUUGUGAGGAUUAAUACAGUAAUAAUAAAUAAUACAGCUGAAAAUACUAUUUUUAAAACAGCACUAAAGAUGUUAACUUUUGUAAGCCGCCUUGGGUACCUUUUUUGGGGGGAGAAAGGCGGCUUACAAAAUGAAAUAAACAAAAUAAACCAAUCUCUUCCAACAGGCCUACCCAAUGUUAAAGCAUGGCUUUUUAACUAGUAAUAUAUUUAAAGACUGUAUUACAUGUAUUUUUUUUUAAUAGUUGUGUUGAGUUGUUGGUUUUAUGGGUUGUUGCUUUUAUGUACAGUAUUUAAUUUUAACAUGACAUAUGAGGAGAGGCGGAAAAGAAAUAUACUUUAUUAUUAUUGUUGUUGCUGCUGUUGUUGAUGAUAAUAAUAAUAAUACUGGGAAGAAGAAUGAAAUAGUGGUAAGCUUGAAGGCUUGUUUUAUGGCUCCCCUCACAGGGAUACCUUUGGUUCACAACAAAGGCCUCCAAGAGGCGGGAAAGCGCGAGCUCUCCUUCGCCUGGGCCUCGCGCCCAUUACAGAAUGAAGCCUUGAUUGACAGGGGUAGGCGAGGACUGAGCGAUGACGACGCGAAGCCAUUGGCUGGUCAGUUUUCAUGGAACUUCAUUGAACGCCUAAGAAGCAGACAUCCAGUUCUGGGUACCCUUUUGUGUGCUCUUCCAUGGACAUGAAACCGUGGGUCUUUUUAGCCCCAUCCAUGCCUGCUUGGUUUUGCUCCCAUUCUCUUGCCAGAAUGACACGGAAGCAACAUCAGCAGGGUGUAGAUGGGGCGAUUGGCUCCAGUUGCAAGGGAUGUGGAUUUGGGGGACCCACGUGUUUGAUUCCUGGUCCCACUCUUUUGAGGACAGAGAAGGAGGAAACAGGUGACUCUGAAAGUGAACCCACAGAUUCGGGAACUUCCUUAUGAUUUGGGGGUAAUGAGCUGGCAAUCUCCAGAGAACUGAAUGCUUCAAGAGAAGAAAGUUCUUCUUAACAAGAUGGCCGACAUCCUAUAAUGGAAGCUUUUGAUAAUUCAUCAUCCAAGCAGUCAUGCCUCCGAGCCGCCAACAUGACAUCCACCCCAGUUCUAGACGUUCCCUACUUUCUCUGUGAGAGCCUGACAGCUUUGCUUUCUAUUGUGGGAAAUCUCUUCAUCUGUGCCAUCAUCUUGCAAAAUAGGAAGUUACGUGCUGUUGUCACCAACUACUUCUUGGUCUCAUUGGCCAUAGCAGACAUCUUGGUGGGGACUGUUGCCAUUCCUUGUGCCCAGUUUACCAACUUGGGUAUGCCACGAUACAGGCCACGGCUGUGCCUCUUGAUGCUUUGCACAUUGUUAGUGUUCACACAAGCCUCCAUCUUUGGCCUGUUGGCCAUCGCUGUGGAGAGGUACAUCUCCAUCUUGAGGCCUUUCCAAUACAAGUCCUUGAUGAGUCCUCGGAAUUCCCUCUUGGUAAUUUUGGCCUGCUGGGUGCUGGCUAUUCUGAUCGGCCUUUUGCCCCUGAUGGGAUGGCACAACCCACUGCCAGCCAACGGGGAAUGCCUCUUCAACAGCAUCAUCAAGAACACAUACAUGGUCUACUUCAACUUUAUGGCAUGCAUGUUGGCACCUUUGUCGGUCAUGAUGGUGCUAUACGGACGGAUCUUCUUGGAGGUCAAACGCCAGAUCCGUAAGGUGGCUGAAGGAGAAGUAGAUGUCAGUGCUCAAGAGAGGCGCCGAAUCAUUGUUCGCAAGGAGUUGCAGACGGCCACCUCACUCUUCAUCAUUGUCUUCGUCUUCACUGCUUGUUGGCUCCCAGUCCACAUCCUUAACACCGUCAUGCUCUUCUGUCCCACCUGCUCCAUCCCCAACCAGGUCAUACUGACCACCAUCAUUCUCUCCCACAUCAACUCUGCCAUCAACCCCGUGGUCUAUGUCUUCCGUAUGAGGUCCUUCCGGAAAGCCUUUGAAAGCACCUUGUCUUGCCUCUGUCUGUCUACCACUGUGGGUGUGCUUUCAGGAUCUGAGAUUAUUGCGUCCAACACUUCGGAGAUGCCGGUUCUUCGGAAUACCUCUCUGCCAGGGAAUUGACUUUCAAACUCUGAUGUCCUGAUGUAACAGUUUGCAAGUGAGAGAACCUAUAACAUUAGCUGAAGCCUUAACAGUGGAAAUGAACUUCACUGGAGGCCAGGUGGAGGAAGCAAGAUACUGUAUUGUUAAAAUGCUCCAAACAGAUAGGCAGUCCACAAUCCACAACAAGUAAAGCUGGAUGCCUUUGAGCCAACCUAUAUGAGAUAUGGUGAACUUUUUAGGGAAAUACAAUAAGCUCUCUGUUGUCUUUCUAAUGGCCUGCACACCCUUUAAUUUGGGGAAACCUUUGGCAAUAGACUUUGGUUGAUAUGGAAAGGGCUUUUAAUAAGAUGAGUGCUGUAUUUUUAACUAGUGUGCACUUUUAAUUUUAAGUUCCAAAUUGUACAUAUUUUUAUUCCAUUGUAUGCUUUUCUACUGUUUUAUUGCAUGCUGCCUUGAGUCUCCCAUGGGAGAAAGGUGAUUAAACGUACCUGUGUAUCAGAACUGUUUUUAAGGUGAAGCGAGGGGUUCAAAAUUGGCAGGGAGUUUACAUGUAGGUAAGUUUUUACAAAGCAAUACUUUGCAUUAAAAGAAUUACUGUAUCUUCAUUAUGGUUAUCAUCUAACUGAAUAUCUGUAUUAACAAUCUAAGUACAAUGAA
Sceloporus undulatus (fence lizard) is the source of this 3293-nucleotide messenger RNA. Its product is annotated as adenosine receptor A1-like. Gene Ontology annotation, biological process: adenylate cyclase-activating G protein-coupled receptor signaling pathway; vasodilation; G protein-coupled adenosine receptor signaling pathway. Bases 1602 to 2654 code for a protein of 350 amino acids. The transcript has 4 exons. Gene Ontology annotation, molecular function: G protein-coupled adenosine receptor activity. Lineage: Eukaryota; Metazoa; Chordata; Lepidosauria; Squamata; Phrynosomatidae. The record is from RefSeq and is a predicted model, not a curated record. Gene Ontology annotation, cellular component: membrane.